This is a messenger RNA of Chilo suppressalis (striped riceborer), 8255 nucleotides long. The record is from the annotation of a GenBank genome assembly. Lineage: Eukaryota; Metazoa; Arthropoda; Insecta; Lepidoptera; Crambidae.
UAAUGGGUCCCGAAUGUUAAAGUAGCUUUGUUCCUUACUUAACAGAAUUAUAGACUACUGGACUUGUUUUUUUCUUUUCAGUUUUUAUUUGAAGUAAUAUUUAAGCAGUCGGGUUUUUUGAUUUUUUAAAUUUACCUUUUUUAUUAUAAUAAAGAUCUUUGUUGCCCUUUUUAAAUGUGUAGUAAAAGAAUCAUUUCACCACAGUGGUAUUCACAAUCACAAAUACUUUAAUACAAAAUUAGAGAUGUAAGUUUCCCUUAUAACACCAAAGCUUAUAAUAAGCGAUCGGAAUGUAGAUGUUCGUAAUGAAAGUAUAAAAUAGCCUAAAAUUGCAUUAGAACGCAAUAGUGUUUGGAAAGUACCACCUUAUAAAACUGUCAAAAUUACAUAAGAAAUAGCAAAUAGACGCUAACGAUUUAUGUAUAGAAUAUUGAUGUGUUAUCUAAAAUACCUAUUACGCCUGUGUUACCAUUAUGACCAUAUAGGAUUGUUAACUGUUUACUAUAGUAAUAAAUGUUUAAGUGAUAAUUCUUCAGAUCGUGAUGUUUUCUGCCUUUUAACAACAUAUUUAGGCAUAUCGUAUGACGCUAUGAUUAAACAUACCCACCCGCGCGGUUACUUAGUAGUUCAAUAACUUGCAGUUCUUUUUUUUUUUUUAGAUUUACUUAAAAGAUCUUAUUUAUCAUCGAAUGCUAUUUAUUUUUUACUUGUUUUCAAAGUUCUCAAAGAAGUUAUUAUUAUUAAGUAGGUUGACUGCGUUUGCUGUGUCACUAUUGAAAUUCCUUAUCAUGUUUCCUCUUCGGUUAUCAAGUGCUUACGUUCGAAGGGCAGAGCGGAGACGAUAGGGCAGGCUGUGGCCACCAAAGCUGCAUGCUAAGUGCGUUUUUAAUAUCAGGGAGUGCUUAUGAUUUGAUGUAUGACGCAUUAUGGUCGUAUGGGUCGGCGACUGUCGGCCUGUAGCGCGCUCAGUCGACGCAAACCGCGGCAUGGGCGCGUCCUCCUGUCGCCUUCUCGUUUAUAAAUAAACGUGCAUCAUCGUUGUGAUAGACCAGAACAGUGUUUACAGAUCAGUAGCGUUUCCUCUAGGAUUUGAAUAAUCCAAUUUCGUUCGUAAAUCACUUGUCUUCUUUUUUAAACAAACAAGGUGUUCGUGAAUGCAGUGUUUCGAUGACAAAGAAGCUGCCUUGCGUCAUUAAAUUCAGAGAACGAGGUCUGCGAACCGGGCUCGGGGCACCGCGGCUCUCUGCGUGGUGCCAACAAGCUGGCGAGGCGAGCGCGCUCAUUUAAGGACGACUUGCUCGAGCGUAUCUCCAAUAUGCGCUCUCCAGCGCAACAACAUCACCCACCACAUCUCUCGUCCGCUAUCAGAUCACAUUCCCCGCUUAGUCCGAAGCUUCGGAACAUGGGGGCAAAGUCAGUCACGGCCGAGGAGGGGGAAGUCACGCCUGCCAAAGAACUGGAACGACUCGUCAAAGAGGUUACAUUCGGUCUGAAACACUUCUCGGACGUCAUAACAAAAAGGAAGCUGGAGAUGCUGCCUGACAAUGGCACGAUUGUAUUCGAAUCUAUUGCUAACAUCCAUAAAGAAAUAAAACCGUAUUGCAGCCGGUCGCCACAAUUGAUGAGUGCCGUGAAGCGUCUGUGCACGGCGCUGGCGAUGCUUAUCCGAUUGUGUGACGAGAUCACAGCAGUGAGCCUUCGGGCCGACGCUGGUAACGAGGAGUUGGACACGUCAGCGCCAGCCUUGUCGCCGGAACACGUCAGUUCUGUGGUGAAGGGGGUCACUUCUGCGGUGGAGGAAGUGGCAGGGCUGGCCCAACAACAUAUGACACGGCCGGCGUUGUCACCGCGCCCUGCCUUAGUGUCCCCGCGAUCUUCUACACAAAGAAAUUCUUUGCCCGAUAUACCUCUGACGCCUAAAGAGCGUUCUUUGUUGACGGGAGAGAGUGGGUCGGAGGGUGCCGGAGUGCGAGCUUCGCACUCAUCAGAGUCCGUACUAGACGCUCCUGAUACACCCCCGCCAAAACCGGCCAGGCCCAAUCGGAAAAUCGAGUUAGCCCCACCGCUGCCGCCCAAGCGUAAAUCUGCGAACGACAACUCUCAUCUAGCGCUAUCAAUUGACAGGCUAUCAUUACAAUCGCACAGCAGCGGCUCGCUGGACUCCAUGCUAAACGUGUCCAACGACGACGAACGUCACUCUCACGACACCAACAAUCACGAUCAUGUGUUUAGCUCCCCGCCUAACGAUAUGCUAGGUAUAUGCAGUUGUAACAGUUCGAGUGAGAUGAGAACGUCGGUUGAAUCACAGGAGUCUCAACUUAGUGCUUUACAUACUCACCAACACAACAAUCAUAAUCGCUUCUCCAAUGAGUCCGGGUUUGUUUCUGUCGGACACACGGAAAUAUCGACAGAGCAUAGUUUCACGUCAUCGUUCUCCUCGCAUCACUACUCGAGUCACUCUGAUAGUCAUUUUGACAGUACAGACUGUGUGAGCGAAAUGAGGUGCACUCGACAAAGCUUUGAGACCCGCAUGAAUGUAAUCAAUGUGAACAGUAUAACCGCGCACCAUUCUAUGAAACUGGCGAGCAUCACUUCAGACGAGAGCGAGACGCCGCCCGAGCUGCCGGCGAAGACGCGCCGCAAUAUACGCGCGGAUGUGCAGCAACACUUCCCUACUGUCGAAAUCAGACAAACUCCAAUUUGUUCGUUGCACGGCGAGGCGCGGCCGCACACGCUGGCCGACCACCAUCCGCCGCGCCCGCCCCCGCUCCCGCUCAAGAAGAAACACAUAAUGGCGUAUAUGGAGAUGUUUGGAAACUGCAGUCACCCGCCUAACAGCGCAGCCGCUCCGUCUGAUAUGUUCCGUCAUUCUAUACACACAUAUAACCUGGCUAGCGGCCAACACGCAGCUUCGGGUAUUAUCACUGCUCAAAGACAUCAACAAGUGCAACGAUCCAUCGCUCAGUCCUUUACAGUUCAACACUUUGGCACACCUCCACUAAGUGGUUCAGAUGAGAGCAUGCUUGGAUGGAGUGGAACUAGUCCAUUACCCGUAGAACCACCAGCUUUACCGCCAAAAACUAGCAAGCAUAAGCAGAUGCAAAUGAAUUCGAGCAACGAACUUUUGCCGCCGCCCUCGCCACGGCCAUCAUCGCAUAAUAGCACACAUUCUGCGGACGAAUCAUUCACGAAUAAUGUGAACUCUGAUGACACUUACGUUGGCGCGUCGACUCCGGGCAAGUUCCCGCUGGAAGACGAGUUGGAAACGCUCGUCAUUCCAGCGGCACCGUCGCCGGUACCCUCUCAGAGAAGCGAGAGUAGCUCAGAACCAGCGAUACCCACGAUAGAAGCGAACAGCGCCCCUAAUGUAACAGCUGACAGCGACGACAUAAUACUUCAAACCGACAUCAGCGCCUGGUUGUUACUGAAGGCAUCCACUAAAACUACGGAACAGAGGACUGAACCGCCAGAAGUGAGAGGAGGACAUCCCGAUGCGCUCAUAGUUUUGGCUACUAAAGCUACCAAAGACUUCACGUACCAGGAGGCGUUCCUGGCGACGUACCGCACGUGGGUGUCGCCCAGCGGUUUGGUGGCGCGGCUAGUGAGGCGCGCGCAUCACUUCAGGCCGCGGCCGCACGAAUUGCGGUCUACGCUCGGGCUGCUGACAAGGGUCGUGGCGGAUCUCACAAUGGCAGAUUUAGAUCGACCACUGAUGCAAGAAAUAAUGGAGUUCAUAUAUUGGCUGGUCGAAGUGGAAGAAUUGCCAAUUGCAAAAGCUUUAAGGCAAAUACUAGUCGAUAAACAGAAACAAUUACACUUCCAACAGGCCAACAAUAGGUACGAGUACGACAACCCCUGUUACGGCACAGUGUCAUUGCGGAGGGAUACGUUACUAGACUUCAAAGCGACAGAAUUGGCGGAGCAGAUGACUUUACUCGAUGCGGCGUUAUUCGUCCGCAUUACUACUGCUGAAGUGUUAUCUUGGCCGCGAGACCAGUCCGAAGAGAGCUCCCCUAAUCUCACCCGAUUCACAGAGCACUUUAAUAAAAUGAGCUACUGGGCCAGGUCUAGGAUACUAGAACAGGACGAGGCCAGGGAGCGAGAGAAGUACGCGAGCAAGUUCCUCAAAGUGAUGAAAGCUUUACGCAAGAUGAACAACUUCAACUCAUACCUUGCGUUGGUGUCUGCAUUGGAUUCCCCUCCAGUGCGACGUCUGGGCUGGCCCCGGGCCAUAGUGGACGCUUUGCACGACCACUGCGCCAUCAUCGACUCGUCGUCCUCCUUCCGCGCCUACAGGCAGGCGCUGGCAGAGACGCAGCCGCCCUGCAUCCCGUACAUUGGUCUAGUUCUGCAAGAUCUGACGUUUGUGCAUAUCGGCAACCCGGACCUACUGCAAGACGGCAGCAUAAACUUCACCAAGCGGUGGCAGCAGUACCAUAUUAUGGAGAAUAUGAAACGCUUUCACAAAGAGCAGUACAAGUUCAAGAAGAGUGAGCGCAUCCAAGCCAUGUUCAACGAGUUCGACGACGUGUUGAGCGAGGAGGCGAUGUGGCAAGUGUCGGAGACUAUCAAGCCUCGGGGCGGCAGGACGCGAACUGCCCCGACCCCUGCCCCCGCCCCCGCCCAAGCGCCCGCGCCCGCCCCCGCCCCAGCACCCGCGCAGACAGCCGCCUAGACCGCUAUUAUAAACAAUUUAUCCCAAAGAAUAAACAUAAAGAAAACACAUGGACAAAGAUGCAAUCCGCUCAAUGGAAAAUGCUAUAAGGAAUUGUGUAAGUUAAAUGAAUUGUGAUUAUCUGUCCUAAAAAGGCCUAAUUAAUUUUAGUGUAUUUAUUCGUAAUUGUGCGAUUUCAUCUGUGAUCGAUCUGAGAGCGAAUGUGGUGCGUGGGAGAUUGGAAGCCACAUGUGGUGCAUUUAGUCGCUUAUAGUUUCAAUGCUUUUCAUGUGAAGCAAAAUAUAAUAUGGAAGCCAAAUAUCUCUAUCAGUAUUUGAAUCGAGUUACUGUCAUCUAUUACAUAUCAGCAUGUGACUUGAAUAGUGUACUAAAUAAACGAGCAACGCCUUGGUGUUUAGGUAAUCAGCUUGAUAAAAAUUAUUGUCAUGUUAGCCAUCCGUGUCAGUAUGUAUAAUGUAUAUGCCAGCUUUGAAAUUAACACUUCUCAGUACAUCGAAUUAGAGGAACUUUGAAAUAGUAGAUUGGUAGUCAUACUACUGUUCGAUUAUAGUAACGUAGUCCGUCGUUAGGAAUUUCCGAUGUUCUCGUUUUUACGUCGAUUGCAUAGGUAUUUUUAAUAUAUAAUGAGUUUCAGCGUUGGAUUGAACUUAAGUAUGUAUAUGAAAUGGGACUGUUUCUUACAAUAACUGCGGAAUUUAAAAGACACGAGACCCGUUGAUUUUCAUUUGUUUUCGGGGCUUCCAUAUUUUAACGUCAUAGGCCCCGGUAUUCGAUUUCAUUAACAUGCCGCACAUUGAAAGAUAAUAGUUUUUUAAUGAUAUUUUUAUACUCAGCACUAUGUGCUACCUGUUUAGUGUACUGUACAAUUAAUACAUAUCAGUAAAGUGUGUGCCAAAUGAUUGAAAAUUAGAAACGUCCCAUUUCUAUAUAAAUAAACAGAAAUUGAUUUUUUUAAUUACGAUUGUUAUAAUGAUAGUGCUUAAUGCGAUAUAGUACAAUUAUUGUUACUAUCUGUUCAUCCUUUCGAAUUUAUGACAAAGCUCUCGUGGUAGGUACAAAGUUGCACGCAAAGUGAGAUUUUGUAUUAUGGUUAAUGCACGACAUUGCAUAAUGAGCUAUUUAUUUGAUACCUUUCUAGGUAGAUUGUGACUUGUAUAAAAUUUUAUCCUGACUAUAUCAUCAUCUCGGAGAGCCCACGUUUAAUAUUUUAGGGAAGCUUUGAAUAAAACUACGCUAAAUUUUCAUUGAUGAUAGUGGAAUUUUGCAAAAAAGCUAUUUUAACCAUGUCAUUACUAUAUUUUUAUGCAGUCUCUUGAAAAUGGUAAAAUUCAAUCAACUAUUAUUUUUGAUAUUCUCGAGUUAUAUUUUUCCUAAGGGUUACUACCUAUGUGGAAGCAAAAUAUUUAUGAGUAACAAACUUUUUAAAUUAUAUUCUUAUAUAUAUUAAUCGUCACGAUUUGUGUCAUUUAACUUCUAAAUAAACUUUAGAAACAGUAUAGGCUAUGAAGCUGUAGAUAGAUUAUGUAAACUUUGGAACAUGUUGAGGUCUAUAAUUGAUUCGAUAAAUGUUGACAGUAAUUAUUACAUUCUUCUUUUUAUUAAGGAACACAUAAAUGUAAUCAGCAUUUAAUUUGCCUUAAGACAAAUGAGUCUUCAAUGAAAUAGCAAUAAUUGUUUUUUAUUAUUGGUAGAGUCGCUGCACAAUUGUGAUAUUCGAGUAGCGUGCCGCUUGUGGCCAGUUUACACGGAGAUUGUUCUGAGUUUCAUAAAAUAGUUAAUUGAUUUAUUGUCAGUUUAAAUUUACAUCGAGUAAACAUCAGCAUAAAAACAAUAUUAUGGACAACAUCCGUGUGUUCUGGACUGUUCAGUCUUUUGACGUCCUCUAUGCGUACGCGUAGGCAAUUAUAUUAGGUGAAUAUUAGCAGUAAGUAUAAUUAAACCCCAGUAUAUUAUAUUCUGAUCGUAGAGGGCCGGUAUUGCACGUUUGAAAAAUCAAUUGUAUAUUGUUAAGCUUCAUUCGUCGCAUGGUGUUGUAAUAAUAAGCUUAGAGGUAAAUUGUGGAAGAUUAUGGAUACGUUAAGAUACGACAGUUAUCAUCAUUUAUUUUAUAUAAACUUUUUAUUGAACAUCUUGAAUACAUAAUUGGAUGAGAUGUUAAAAACAUUUAUUUUAUUGAGAUGUUUCUGAUCAGCUUAUUAAUUAGUGUUAAAGAAUUCAUAACGUUCCACAAUAAUUUGGUGACGAGUACAAAUUGGUUGUGCUUUCUGAUUCUCUGUGGAUAUUUAUAAAGAAAUCAUCAUCGAUUUGUCGCGUCCUGAUGAUGUUGCCUUAAUCUUAUGCCGUUUGUACUCCUCGCUGUGCAAAGAUAAAUGGGAGUAUCACGAAAAAAAAGCAGUGAGCAAAAAUCGUACGUUAAAAAUUCUUAAGUUCGUCUGUCAACAUUUGCGUAAGUAAACUAUUUCUAUUCAGCAAUUCGUUGGCAAUAGCAAUCUUGAUUUUCUUAAUCUUUGCAAAAUAUUAAUGCUGAAAACUAGGGAGCAACGAAAAUGUGAAGGAUGUGCUUAAUAAUAAAUGAUCACCAGUAAUGACGCGACAUCGAAAUAAUCAUUAGUAUUACAACGAAGCUAAUGAGAGAUAUGGAUAAGUACAUGUGUGUUGGUUUUGUUGUACCAGUAAAAGAGAACUCUUCUAGUUAUUUCGAUACCGUCUGUGAAAAUAAUCUCUACUUCGGUUAAGACCAUCAGCGAUCACGUAACACUGGUGUAAUACUGGUCUGUGAAUAAUUAUGUAAUUCCCAACGAUCUGGUAGUUUGUGUGUUGUUCAAAAAGGAACAUAAAAAGUUCCAUGCAAUAAAUAAACUAGACCAAUAUUUAGAAUGUUUUACAGUGCUUGGAAUUACGUGCUGAUAUUGUAUUUGUAUUGUGUAAAUGUUUUGAUUCAUAGUUAAGUUGUAGGGUAUGUUACCAUUUUGUUGUCUGCUAUCAAUUAUUUAUUUAGUGUACUUUAUAUGAGAGUUAUGUAACAGUUUGAUAUAAUUAUUAUUAAUUGAAGUAUAUUAAAGACUGCCUAAAUUAAUUAUUCAAUAUAAUUGACGUGUAAAUUAAUGAAUUAUUUAAAUAAAUCGUAGUAUGUCAUUAUGAUAGAUUUCACUACGCCCAAGUGUAGGGGCUGGGUGCGAAUCUAAUAUUAUUUUGAACGAAUAAAUAAUACAGUUAUAGAAAAUUUAUUUCUAUUAGAAUGAAACUUCUUUUUUAGUGAAUGAUCGUCGUACAUAUAUUUUUUGUUGUAUUAGCGAAUUCAGUAUUAUGUAUGUAUAAACAUAAAAUGCCAUAAUGAAUGAAAUGAAAUUAUUUUAUCGUUUAAUUUGGAAACUAUUUUGUGUUUUAUUAUUAUAAUGUUGAACAUUACUUUUAAGUAAAGUUAUUUUAUAUUAUAGAUAUUACAUAUUGUAAAUUACAUUUAUUUCAUUUAUUCACCAUAUAAUCCGAAAUGCAUGCAUGUACAGUCUACAUUAUGAGUGUCAAGUUUUUUUUGUAAUUAUUUUGUAAAAUAAAUAUAGCACGUUAUUUACAACAUAAA